This is a messenger RNA of Arabis nemorensis, 576 nucleotides long. The record is from the annotation of a GenBank genome assembly. NCBI's taxonomy places the organism in Eukaryota, Viridiplantae, Streptophyta, Magnoliopsida, Brassicales, Brassicaceae.
AUGUCUGUGUCUUUAGAAGAUGAGCCCCAACUUGUGGAAGAACCUACUCCCACUAAAAGUAAAAGGCCUGCUCCGACAGGAAAGGGAGGUAAAACCAAUAAGGUGAAAUCAUCAGCAGUUCUCAAAGCAGAGUGGACAAAAUGGACUAUUGUACAUCGUCUUCGAACUCGCACUCAAGGGAAGGAUGCUGCUUCUGUUUCUGCUGCAGAGGGCAGUGGGGAGUCAGAUUCAGGAGUCUCGUCUGCCGGAACCUCCAAGACCUCGAAGAAGAAACAUGAAAAGCCCGAAAUGUCUCAUCUCUCUGAAGACACGAAGGCUCCGACUCCUCCGUUGCUCCUUCGCUAUGAAGCCAAUCGAAAGGUGGUUCUGGUUCGAGACAGAAAGUACCCUGAGUUUAAGAAAAGCUCUACUUCUGCUGCUCCAAGAUUUCUCCAACUUGAUAGUAAGUCGUCCUCCAUGUUUGGAAUGCCCACUGAACCACGUCUUCCAGAGAUUGUUCAUGACUUCAAUCUGCUGAUGAAAAUGGCUAAGUCUAUUCAGUCACGUAUAACAGGUUCUUCUGCCUCUUGUAUUUGA